Salvelinus sp. IW2-2015 is the source of this 1555-nucleotide messenger RNA. Its product is annotated as T-box transcription factor TBX1-like. The record is from RefSeq and is a predicted model, not a curated record. Lineage: Eukaryota; Metazoa; Chordata; Actinopteri; Salmoniformes; Salmonidae. Gene Ontology annotation, cellular component: nucleus. Gene Ontology annotation, biological process: regulation of transcription by RNA polymerase II; cell fate specification; positive regulation of DNA-templated transcription. Gene Ontology annotation, molecular function: DNA-binding transcription factor activity, RNA polymerase II-specific; RNA polymerase II cis-regulatory region sequence-specific DNA binding.
UGUCAGUGGCUUUAUUACAGUGUAAUGGAUGAGGUGGGAUCGAGGGUCCCUUGAGUGUCCCAGCCUGUAUAAAGCCUGCUUGGUGUUCCAGUCCUCUGUGUCCCAGACCCAGUCAGUGGUACCCUCAACCACACAGACACUCUGCUUCUCCAAGGACAGCUAACGGUCUGAGACUAAAGCAGGGGAUUUGAUGUGGUCAAAGUUCUACUCUAAACUGGACAUCAGACUGGUCAGUGAACAGUGGAACAGAAGACCAAUUGAUGGAAAUUGAACGUGAAUAAAUCUGAAGCAUUUCCCACCACUGGAGAUUCUGACUGUAACACAAACAGUAUGGAUGUUCCCCAGCUGUCUCACAGGUGUGCCCUCACGCUGCCCUGCUGUGCAGAAGCUGGUGGGGCCACCUGUGCCAAAGCCCCCCAGGUCACGGGGGUCACAGUUCAGCUGGAGAUGCACACGCUGUGGCAACAGUUUGACCAGCUGGGCACAGAGAUGAUCGUCACCAAGGCUGGGAGGAGGAUGUUCCCUACCUUCCAGGUGAGUAUCUCAGGGAUGGACCCUGCAGUGGAGUAUGUGCUGCUCAUGGACUUCAUCCCUGUGGAUGACAAGAGAUACAGAUAUGCGUUCCACAGCUCCUCGUGGCUGGUGGCAGGCCGGGCCGACGUGGCGGCCCCAGGGAGGAUGCACUUCCACCCAGACUCCCCCGCCAGAGGGUCCCAGUGGAUGAAACAGAUGGUCUCCUUCGACGCACUCAAACUGACCAACAACCUGCUGGAUGACAAUGGACAUAUGAUCUUGAACUCCAUGCAUCGUUACCAGCCCCGAUUCCAUGUGGUGUAUGUGGACCCACGGCGGGAUAGCCAGCUUCAUGCCCACCGCAACUUCUGCACUUUCUCCUUCCCUGAAACACGSUUCAUAGCCGUCACUGCCUACCAGAACCACAGGAUCACCCAGUUGAAGAUAGCCAGUAACCCGUUUGCCAAGGGCUUCCGAACUACUGAUCCUGACGCCUGGGUGGGCAGUGCCAGGCCCCUGCGUCACUCUCUGCCCACCUGGCAGCCACCGGAGGGCAGCCAUGAGCCUGGCAGUAUGUCGGGAGAGSAGCGAGCACAGAACCUAAAGAGUCUAUCAACGCAUCGUGAACUAGGCCACCACUGCAGGGAAGACAUCAGCUGUACCAGUGAGAGAAAGGAUGUGGAGAAUAAUAUUUUUCCACCCUUGACUUUCAUCCCCCUUCCCACUCUCUGGGAAUGUCCAGGUAUUUCAGAGAGACUGAACCUGGGAUGAGAGGAGGGAAUUUCUUACAUAGUUCCAUUACUAAAGAUCUUCCUACAGUAGCACACAUUCUCCUUCAAUAUGUGAAUAUCUCUCUUCAUUAUUUCUCAAAGGAACCAAGUGAAAAUGUUCUAUUAUGAGCUCAAUCAUUUAGCCUAUUUUCUUUGAUUGUUUCAUCUUGGGCUGGUGAUUUUAGAUAUMACUUUUUACACAAAGCACACAAGGCAAUAUAGGGGGAUUAAUUGUUUAAAGUGGAAAAUAUUGUUAUUCAAAUGAUGUCAAU